AUAGAGAGUUCCGAUCGUAUGCAAUAAAAUAAACGAGCAGACUCUUGAUCUGCUUGUUCUCCAGCCUCAGCCAGGCUGCUGCCCGCUCUCUCAUGAGCUUCCUAUGGCUUUAAUCAGCGGAACAGAUUUAGGUGAAGAGGUGUGAUAAUCACAGGCAGCUCCAGUCAGAUAUGGCAGUGAGCACAUCAGAGCCGCUCUGCCAGCCCUGCGUUUACCACGAGGCUUUCAAAGUGGAGCUACAGGUGAAGAGACCUCUGAUGCCUGUCCAGCUGGGUCCAGAGCAGGUGGGCCUGGAGAUGCUUUGUCUGUGUGGCCAACUGGACCUCCUCAUCAGGGCACAGAUGCAGCAGUUUCAGGAGCAGCUGGGACAAGGCUGCAGCCCAGAGGAGUCAGACACUUUCCAGGCUCAAGGAUCCGAGAUCCUUGACCAGAUGCUGCAGUGCCUUGAACAUCUACCAAAGCCUAUGCCACAGCUGGAGGACUACCUGGACAUGGUGGGUCUGUCUGCAAUGUUUCCUCGUGUAGAAGUGUUCCUCAUUCAGGGCAGCCCCGUGGAAAUGUUGGAGAGGCCGCCAAUGGACGAAUACUUCUUCCACAUUGCCAAACUGAACCAGCUCCUGGUGCUGAGUCAGCAGCUAGAAGAAGACAUCAGGCACCUUGGAAGUCAUAAAUACAUUGCCCACCAGCUGUCAGUUAUAUAUCAAGUCAUCAGCUCUUUCAGGGGAAUUCAGGUCUUCUCUGAAAUAAAGAAAGAUAUCGAGGCCAACUUCAAACAGAUGAAACAGUCUCUCGUGGUAGACGAAGGCUCCAGGCAUGAACCUCAGCUGGCUGCUCACUACAUUAACUGGAUAUUAGAAAUAACUCAAAGCUUAACAUCGGUGGUGUUGUCACUGCCGGAGGAGCUGACAGAAGACGUUCACCAGGCUGUGACCUUUGUGUCCCAGUUCCUGUCCUGACUUGCCCUGACGAACACCUCUGUAUCUCUGAACCCUGACCUUCUGAUGCAGCAGGUUCCUCCAGGAGUCUCCUGCUUCGAAAUGAACUGAUGUUGUUAAGACUGUGAAAAGGUGCUACACAAGUUGAUUCAACUGAUUGACGGCAGGAUCGGAAAGCCUACUUCAUUUACAAAUCAUCUAGGUUUUUAUAUUGCCCUUCUGAAUGUGGCCCAUAUU
This is a messenger RNA of Toxotes jaculatrix (banded archerfish), 1172 nucleotides long. RefSeq lists its product as uncharacterized. The coding region runs from base 171 to 956 and encodes 261 amino acids. The transcript is spliced from 8 exons. The record is from RefSeq and is a predicted model, not a curated record. NCBI's taxonomy places the organism in Eukaryota, Metazoa, Chordata, Actinopteri, Toxotidae.